Molecule: messenger RNA, 3017 nt
Organism: Helobdella robusta
Lineage: Eukaryota; Metazoa; Annelida; Clitellata; Rhynchobdellida; Glossiphoniidae
Exons: 13
Coding region: 31-1860 (609 amino acids)
Biological process (GO): protein processing
Cellular component (GO): Golgi membrane; trans-Golgi network
Molecular function (GO): serine-type endopeptidase activity
Source: RefSeq, a predicted model, not a curated record
GACGUCAUCACUAACCACUGGAAAGUGGUCAUGAAUAGGGAUGUGGAGGAGGAGGAGGCGAGGCACAUCGCCAAGAGGAAUGGAUUUUCGUACGUCAUGCCGGUGUUGAGGUCGAAACGCGAGUUCCACUUCGAACACAAACUCGUUCAACGCGCCAGAACCAAGAGGAGCGUUGACCUCUCGAGGAAACUGAAAACAGAACCAGCUGUUAGUGCUGCCAUACAGCAGCCUGGAUACUUACGCAGCAAGAGGGGGUACAAGCAGAUCCGCGGCAUUCCACUGCCCGACCUCACGGAGCACUCCAACAUGGCAAAAACUGACGCCGCACCGAAUGACCCCCUUUAUCCGAAACAGUGGUAUAUUAACAACACCGGCCAAGCGGGUGGGGUACCAAAACUGGACUUGAACGUGGAGCCAGCGUGGGCACUGGGGUUCACUGGCAAGGGGGUGACCACGGCCAUCAUGGACGAUGGCAUCGACUACAUGCACCCUGACCUCGCUGAUAACUUUAAUGCAGAGGCGAGUUACGACUUCAGCAGCAACGAUCCCUUUCCGUAUCCUAGAUACACGGAUGACUGGUUCAACAGCCAUGGAACGAGAUGCGCUGGCGAGAUAGCAGCCAUGAAGAACAACGAGAUCUGCGGCGUCGGUGUGGCCUAUGAAUCAAAAGUGGCAGGACUUCGCAUGCUGGAUCAGCCCUACAUGACAGACCUCAUCGAGGCCAACAGCAUGGGUCACAUGCCCCAGAACAUCGACAUAUACAGCGCAAGUUGGGGGCCAACUGACGACGGCAGGACGGUCGAUGGGCCCCGUAAUGCCACCAUGAGGGCCAUUGUGAAGGGGGUGAAUGAGGGUCGCAAUGGUUCUGGUUCGAUUUACGUGUGGGCCUCAGGAGACGGUGGCCCGAAUGACGACUGCAACUGCGACGGAUACGCCGCCAGCAUGUGGACCAUCUCAAUCAACUCUGCUACAAACGACGGGCAGACUGCUAGCUACGACGAGAGUUGCUCAUCUACGCUUGCAUCCACUUUCAGUAAUGGGAAAACUGGAGACCAGGACGCUGGAGUGGCGACUACAGAUUUGUACGGCAAGUGCACCACGAGGCACUCUGGAACGUCGGCUGCAGCCCCUGAAGCGGCAGGAGUGUUUGCAUUGGCGCUCGAAGCUAAUAACAAAUUAACUUGGAGGGACGUCCAACACUUGACAGUGCUGACUUCGAAGAGGAACCACUUGGAUGACCACAAGCACCGUCACAACUGGACAAUCAAUGGAGCAGGCUUGGAGUUCAAUCAUCUUUUUGGCUACGGAGUUCUGGAUGCUGGAGACAUGGUGGACAUGGCUAGGAAUUGGAUAACAGUCCCAGAACGUUGGCAUUGUUCAGCUGACGUCAUCACUGGAAACUAUCCAUUUUCAACUGGGAACCCGCUGACAUUGACGAUUGACACGACGGCUUGCCAGGGUCAGGAGAACCAGGUCAACUAUUUGGAGCACGUGCAAGCUUUCAUAACUUUGAGAGCAACGAGACGUGGUGACGUAACUAUUCAUCUGGUCUCGCCUAUGAACACAACAUCCAUGCUGCUGGGAAAACGUGUCAACGACGGAAACAGCAAAUCCGGUUUUACAAAAUGGCCGUUCAUGACGACCCACGCAUGGGCUGAAAAUCCGAAAGGUCGAUGGCGCCUCAUCAUUUCUUUGGACGGCAAUGAACCUCAAAGUGGAACCUUGUUGGAAUGGAAUUUACUUUUACACGGAACCCGCACAUCACCGUACGUCCAGCAGACGGCCAACUUGUUACGUCAUUCAAAACUAGCUCUGGUCAAAAGACAGCAUGAGACGGACAGGAAGUUUAGCGAGUUUUGAGAAGCUUGAAGAGGGAAGGAUAGGAAAGGCAUCUGUUAAUAAAAUUAUUAUUACUAUUUUGUUUAUUAUUUAAAUUUUUGUUAAAAUUAUUACUAAAAUUUUCAAUAUAAUUCAACUUAAACACUUAUUUAUCCUUUAUUGUAAAUAAAUUUAUAGCUAUGAGAGCAUUUGAAAAUUAUAACUGCAGAUUUAAGUUAAAAAAUUUAAGCAUUUUUCUUAAGGUUGAAAUUACUCUCUUACCAGGCAACAUAUUUAUUUACUACAAAUUUCACGUAUUGAAUUUGCUCGAAUAAUUUUCAGUUGAAAGUAACUAUCAUUAUUAAUUACCAUCUCUCACUAUUUUAUAACUGUCAUCAUCGUUAAUAUUAUAAAUAUUAUCAAACUUGAAAGAACUUGAUAGAACAGGCUGCGAAGAAAGGACUAAAUGUAGUAGCAGGAAAUAAUAAUAAUAAUAAUUAAUAAUUAUAAUAAUAAUAAAUAAUAAUUAAAAAAAGAUCCGACAUAUGACGAAUUUCUUCAUGCUUAUUUCUGCUGUUUAACCGCUAUCGUUCAUCUUUCCUUCAUAAACAUUACUGCAUUUUACACAUUUCAUUCUCUCGAAUAAUUAUUAUUAAUUAUGUAUCUACGCGUAUAUAUAAUACAAUAAACCUAAUAAAUAUUAUAAAAUAUAAAUAAUAGGUUAUAUAUGUAUAAUAAGUAAUAUAUAUAUAGAUUAGUAUCUUAUUGUACCUGUGUAAAGAAGAAACUUCAAACAUCUUGGUAUUAGAGGCGUAAAUCACACUUAAUUUAUAUUGAUAAAAUGUCUUCUUGAUAUCCAUAUAUUUACGAAAAUAUGAAAAUUAUAUAUAUAUAUAUAUAAUAUAUUGUAAUUUUAAAAUAUUUAAAAAUAUUUAAAUUUUGCAUUACUAUUACUUAAUUACUUAAUUUUAGCAUUAUAUCGGUGGAGAUUGAGUAAAUAUGGUAGUAAAUCUAACGUUGUGUAUAUAAUUAUAAUUAUUAUAUAUAAUUAUAUUCAUUUAUUCAAAUAAAGAACAUACUUAGUCAUUGUAGCAUUUAUCUUAUUUUCAUUUGAAACCUUGUCGAAAUAGAACUUACUCAAAUAUUAUUUUAUUAACUUUAUUGAAAUAUAUACAAUUGGUGUUGUCUUAUGCAUUCAA